GUCAUUUUGUUGCAUUUUUAUAUGGCCCCCCUAAUGGCACUUUUUCCCCCCUUCCUUUGAACAUUGCACAGUUAAAAAUAAAAGAAAACUACUUGAAUUUGUCAUGCAUUGUCCUAUUUUGAUAUAUUUUGAUGACAAGUACUUUUUCUUGGGUAUAUUAUUUUGGGUAAAAAUCACCUGGCGAUAGUGAUGCUGUUACCAAUUUAAGCGAUAGUGUUCUAGGGUUAAGUGCUUAAUCAUGUUGAUAAACAUGGAAGUAUUGGGGGGUGUUUGUUUACCUUUUAGUAAUCUGGCUAUAGAUGAUAGCUGUGAUUGGGAUAAACUGUACAUGUUUCCAUGGCAACAACACUAUUCAAUUAGAUUCAGAAAAUUGGACAAAUUGAAGAUAGUAGACUAUUUUACACUGAAAUGGGGUAAACUAAGCUAGCUUGAAACUCCUUAAAACUUAGCUCUUAAUUACACCUGCCAUGCCCCCAUUUACAAGAAACACUUUUUUUUUCCUUUUUAUUUUGCUUUAUUUUUCUUCAUGUCAUGUCAUAUCAAAAUUGUUUACUGGGAAGAGCUAUUGUAGCUAAUCCUUUAAUCAUUUUAUUAUGGGAUAAAAGGUAACAUACAUAAGAGCCUAAAAACUAGGCUAAUCUAUUAGCUCACUGUUAUAAGUAGCCUAAUUAUGGUCCUGCUUUGUUUUUGCCAGUGGUCAACAAUUCAUACAUUGCUUGUUGCUAUUCUGAAAUCAUUAAAGGUAAUUUGUGCUAGUUUCAUUAGCUUAUAGUAGAAAGGCAGCUGUUUAAAUAUCCUUUGUUGACGGUGUUUUGUGUUUGGCCAGGGAGCUGUCUCUCCCAGGAGCACGUCAAUGCAUUGUUUCCGAUGAUCCAAGAGAAAAAGUCCAUUGUUGUUGCGAAGUUUUUAAUCUGGGGAUUUAAAGCACAUCACAUGCUCGGAGAGGGCAGCGGGGCGCUCAACAACAACAGCAGGAGAAACUAGGCUCCUGUAAAAAAAAAAAAAAGAAAGAAACCCACUCUGGAGAGGAAACUAUUCAUCCCGAAAGGAGCGAGCAAACAUUAACUCCACCACGAAGUAAUGCUGCAGAGUAGGAUCACCGGAGAGGAGCUUUGAAAACUUCGACCAGGGAAACUUUCUUUUUGUCUCUGGACCCUUGGGAUAAACAUGACACUCAAGUACAGCCAGCGGUCUCUCAUAGUCCUGUCUUUACUGGGGAUUUUAUCAGCCAUCAUGUCCGUUUUAUCGGUCAUUUUAAUUUUCCAGCUUCAGUCUCAACAGAUCGCAAUAAGGGAGUCUCCCCCGUCCACCUCUGCGGCCAUACCUCCCACGGUCUGGGCAGUGCUGCUGCCCGUCUCCGCGGUGCUCUCUGCCCUGUCCCUCACACUGAAUUUAAGCUCUGUGGUGGUGUGUCUGCUCCACAGCUAUUUCUCCACAGAGGUCUGCAGGGGAGAGCACGACACUGAGAGGUACACAUAUUACUCUUAUUUAACAACUAUGAAUGUCCUGAAGGUCGUUUCACACACUUUGUACAACUUUCUCGCGCUGCGUUUGCUGUAAAUAAUUCGGAGCUAAGCUAGUUCCGGUCAGUAAGCUAUAAGGUCUUAAUUACACAGCACCUGCGAUGGAGGCUAUUGGGCCAAUAUCGAUCCAUCCAUUUUCAACCGCUUCUUCCCGUUUAUUUCGACUUUUUCAGCACGACUAUACAUGUUUAAACAAAAUAAAGCACCAAGUUUCCUAGGAUAUGAACCUAAGGGAUUAAUUCAUAAACUAUAAAUCCCCCUCUUUCUCAAUUUAAUUCACAAGGGAGCUUUGCUGACUCAACUCUACUUAGUCUGGCACACACAGCACUUAAGUAGCUCGUGUUCAUUAACACUGGCAAACAUUACACUUCAUAAUGAGGCUAACUAGAUUCACUGUUGCAUUAAAUUGUCUUGUUUUCAGUAGAAGUCACAGUUGCUAUGCUGUAAAGAAGUUAUGAAGCCUAGCUGUACUUUAUAAAGAUGUCAAAAUGCAAUGAAUGGCCAACAAAAUACACAUUGUAAUACAAUUCAACCUCUAUAUGUGAGCCUUUUAUUUAGACAUGCUAAACCUGAGCUUUCAGCCCUAGUCAGAGCAAAACUAUACAAAGCACUAUCUUACCCAGGACUUCAUCAUUACCUCAAUUAAACAUAACAUUAUUAUUUUGAUUGGUUGUUAUGAUAAAAUAGUACGUCACUGCAUUUUAUCCUGCAUGGGUUUCUGUUUUUGAGUUCAUGUACUGGAGAAAACAAAAAUUAUUUCAUUUUUUCUGUGCCCACACAAUCUUCGGUUAUCCUCGGUUGGCCGCAGCAGAUACUGGUAGCCCAUCUGAAGUUUCAUCAAAAGAAAAAUGCAGUUUCAGAAGCCUAAAGAGGCCGUCCUCAUGUGUCAUCAGAGUGCAGAGGCCCGUACUGCAGUGUUUUUGCUCGACCCCCACCUUUCAACCCCUAUGAAUCCCAUCUAAACAAUGGCCUUCCUCUUAUUAUGCACCCAGCACACGGCCUGUAGCUGGCCCGUUCCCACGUCGCUUUACAAAUUCAACAACAUUCCUCAGGACCUCCCUCCUGACAGAGGGGACAUUCCAAGAAAUGUGAAUAAUAAUGAGCUUUACAAAGUUUUUAAACAUUUUGACUAACCUUAAUAACUAAUAAUCAAAAUGCUUGACUUCUGAUGGACAAAAAAGGGACUAAAGAAAUGUUAAGUAAAAAAGCUGUCAUGAACUCACACAAAAGAAACUACCUGGUUCAGAAAUGAUGCUUUAAAUCAUCUCCAGUUACCAUACAGGAAAAAAACAAAGUAGUUAGUUUAACUGCAGACAUGCUUCCACUUUGACAUAUGACAUUUGUUUCCACAGAGCAGACUGGUUCCUUUUGGACAGCAGGUCUAUACGACAUGUGGCUAUAGGACUCUUCUGCCUUGGGGUUUCAGUCUAUUUGGCAGGUAAGAACAAAUAACUGAAAAAAAAAGUUAUUUGAGAUGAUAAGAUAUUGAAUCUCCUACUUAGGAACUUCUCGUUCGGUCAGGCUGAUACAUAAACCUCAUCCUAAAAUGCAGAUAAGAACUGGACACCUCUUUUUUUGGCGAAAAAAGUUGUUUUCAAUGAAUACACAUUAGCUCUGACUGUGAAGUACUUUUUGGGCAUUAGUUUUUAACAACAGUAUCAACAGAAACCUGACAACUUUUGUCCAUGCAUUGGCAAAAAUGUGGAUUUCCAGCAGCAGCAGACUAAAACAGCUCAACUGCUUACUCCCUGUUCUGUCCAGCGAGAACAAUGCAUUCUUUGAGUAGCGUCCAUGACUUGAGUGUUUUUAAAUGCCGGCCCUGGCAGUGCUCUGGUGCUCUGUUCCACUGAGCGGCUUGCACUGGUGGGGGUCACUGGAGGCAGCCACUCCAUUGUAAUGAGGAGGUGUUGCCCUUAAGACCCCUCUUCAGCCUCUAUCAAGAGGUAGCAGAGUAAGGGACCAUGGAAGCAACACCAGCAACUCAGGAAGAUCCAUCACAUCCCGGAGCUGUGCUUUUCACCUCCUUCCUUCAUCGGGCCAGGGUCCAUAGUCCUUUUUCUGGAAGUUAAGAUACAUUAAAAUCAUAUAAAUCUCAAAGAGGUGAAACUUUUUCAUCAAGAUUCUGGUGCUUUACCGCUCAAAAAUCACAGGAACAAAGUAAAUUCAACAAAGAAACAACUCAUCCCAGAACAGAAGGCUUCAUGUAACAUUGUGAAGGACUCAGGCACUGAAAUAAUGUGGCUCAUUGAGAAAAUGUUACUGAAACAUUCACAUUUUAUUCCCCCUGUCCUUUUUUCUCUUCCUUCACAGCUAUGUCCAUCUUUAUGCUCCUGAUAUUUGAGCAGGAGACUGGCAUCGCGAGUGCUUGCAUACUCUCCUCUGGGAUUUUAAUCCUCCUGUUUGUCGUGACCCACUCUCUGGUCAAAGCUACUUGUGGUGCCAAGCAGUAUAAGACGGACCGUAUCGACACUCUUUACGAGAAUGAUCAUGGGAGUAGCAACAAACCUCUCCCCCGACCCUGUGAGCUUAAAAUUGGCGUGGACAAACCGCGGAUACACCGGCAUGAGUCUCACAUCCAACAUCCAAUGUCCUACCCUCAGUACAGUAACCCGAGACAGCGAGAAAAACACCAGCAACCACAGUACUCGCCAGAUAGAGGAUCCCAGGGCCACACUAGUGAUAAAGAUGGAUACAGCAGUGGUGGCAGUGGUCCCAGAAUGCACAGGACCCUGUCUACGGAAUCUGGUAUACUGCAGUCUCAGGCUAAACCCUGGAAUGGGGUCAACAGUGAGAUGAGGAGUGUUCUCGCUCGCAAGACUGGGAUUACAGCAAAAGACUCAACCCUUGUGUGAUAGAGAGGGAGCUGAAUGUGUGGAUAAAGACACUGAAAAGAAGACCGCUAACAGAGACGUCAUCUUACACAGAUAUAGAACUGUCAAUUUUUACCCCUUGACCCUAAGCUUUUCACCUUGACUGAUUCCUGACAACAUGGACUGAAAAACACACCCGAGUCUCUCAGUUGAUCUACUUCUGAAAGUGUAAAAGAUUCUUGAUUUGAACAUACUGAGCACAACUUUUAUAGUUUGUAGUAUUUUCUAUGAAUGAACAUGAUUUAAAUGCCGUUGUAAAGACCGAUUUUGACAGAGUAUCAAUCCUAUAAAUUUGAAGCUUUCAUUAUAAUAAUGUAAAUACUUUAUUCCGCUGUACAUGUUAGCUUUUUGCCAAAUAUUUGUGCAUUAUUUGCCGAUUUGUUUUUUGAUGUUUGUGUGUUUCAUAUCAACUUGAAUAAAAUUUUAGAAAAUUUAACUUAGAUUCAAAGUAGGAUGCCUUUAUGUCAUCUGAAUAAAAACAAAAUCCUACUCGUGAAAAAAACAAAAA
This is a messenger RNA of Xyrichtys novacula (pearly razorfish), 4901 nucleotides long. NCBI's taxonomy places the organism in Eukaryota, Metazoa, Chordata, Actinopteri, Labriformes, Labridae. The record is from the annotation of a GenBank genome assembly.